Messenger RNA from Nerophis lumbriciformis (worm pipefish), 2307 nucleotides. It is a transcript of the gene selenoi, whose product is annotated as selenoprotein I. Gene Ontology annotation, cellular component: Golgi apparatus; endoplasmic reticulum membrane. The record is from RefSeq and is a predicted model, not a curated record. Gene Ontology annotation, molecular function: ethanolaminephosphotransferase activity. Lineage: Eukaryota; Metazoa; Chordata; Actinopteri; Syngnathiformes; Syngnathidae. Gene Ontology annotation, biological process: phosphatidylethanolamine biosynthetic process.
CGGCGAAAUAUUUAACAUUCUCACCGGGGAAGGAACAAUUGGUUCCUUUCACUGAUUCUCGCGUCGAGGUGCCGGACUGCUCCGCGAUGGCUCUGUACGAGUAUGUCACCCAGGAGCAGCUUGCAGGCUUCGACAAAUACAAGUACAGCGCCGUGGACUCCAAUCCGCUGUCCGUUUACAUAAUGCACCCUUUCUGGAACUUUGUUGUCAAGUUUCUGCCUACGUGGUUGGCUCCAAACCUCAUCACCUUCACUGGCUUCAUGUUCCUCGUGGUAAACUUCCUCAUGUUGGCCUUUUAUGACUUUGACUUCAAUGCCUCGGCCCUUGGCCACCAACACGUGCCUAGCUGGGUUUGGGUCACCGCGGGAUUCUUCAACUUCUUGGCCUACACACUUGACGGCGUGGACGGCAAACAGGCCCGACGCACUAACUCCUCCACGCCACUGGGGGAGCUGUUUGACCACGGGCUGGAUAGCUGGGCGUGCAUCUUCUUCGUGGCCACAGUUUACUCCAUAUUUGGGCGCGGGGAGAGCGGUGUGGGCGUGACCACACUCUACUACAUCCUGUGGGUGGUGCUGUUCUCCUUUAUCCUGUCGCACUGGGAGAAAUACAACACGGGCAUCUUGUUUCUGCCUUGGGGAUACGACAUGAGCCAAGUGACCAUCUCCCUGGUCUAUGUGGUCACCUCAAUGGUCGGCGUAGAAACGUGGUACCAGCCAAUCCUGUUCCACUUCCUGUACAGAGACCUCUUCACCUUCAUGAUCAUUGCCUGUUCCUUCACUGUGACCUUACCCAUGAGCCUUUACAACGUCCUCAGGGCUCACCGCAGUAACUCGCUGAAGCACAGCAGCUUGUACGAAGCCCUGCUGCCCUUCCUCUCCCCCGUACUCCUCUUCAUCCUGUCAACCACAUGGGUGCUUUUUUCUCCAUCAAACAUCCUGGACUUGCAGCCCAGGGUCUUCUACCUCAUGGUGGGAACAGCCUUCGCCAACGUCACGUGUAAGCUGAUUGUGUGUCAGAUGAGUAAUACGCGUUGCCAAGCGCUCAGCUGGCUGCUGCUGCCCAUGGCUGCCGUGGUGGCACUCGCCGUGUCCGGCUUGGUAUCCAACGAGACACUGCUAUUGCACCUGUGGACGGCUACAGUUGUACUAGCGCACAUACACUAUGGCGUAUCAGUGGUUCAACAGCUAAGCGGCCACUUCGGCAUCUUGGCCUUCUCUCUAAAGAAGCCCAGCAGUGACUGACAGGAUGAAGAACGAAUCAGCCUGAAAGAAGCAGAGGUUUAGACUCCUCCCUCUUUCUCUCUGCUCAGCGACACGUCACUCUUGUCACCAUGGAAACCGACCAUGUGGAAAUUAACUGUGACCCCCCCACCACUCUUACCUGCUCCUGUAUACGUACUCAUACAUACAUACACACAUACAAACACACACACAAGCCACUCAACUCUUGUUUUUGUGAUUGGGUGAGCUCAGCGGCUCAGGCUUCCCUCAUUGGACGAUUAAUGCUGGUUGUUGAGCCAAUUAGGAGCCAGUGUUUCCUAGGGAAAUGUUUAAUAAAACACACAACAUAUUAGAAUGUAUAACAAGCCACAUUUUAAUGAAAUGUACUUAGUCAUUAAUGGAUACAGUAUUUGUGUAGGAAGCAAACAUGACCUAAAGAUAAUGUUUGGCAUUUCUUCUCUGCAACUCUUUUUGGUGACCUUUAACCCGGGCAAACCCUGACCAGCGUGACCUUGGACUUUUUUCAACUUGAGCUCCUCCCCCCUCUGAGGUGUCGUGUCUUCAUGCUGAUUCGUUCUUCCUUUUGUUUUUAUUUUGAGUCCCUGUUCUGUUGCCAAGGCGAUAGCGUUUUAAUGAAGAGUGCGUCCAAAAGCCGUACGACGGAGCGGACUCAUUCUGACAGAACAAGCCAAUGCACGGGACUUAAAAAAAACGCCUCUCGCCUCUUAUCUUGUUUUUUUUAUUUGACAUUUUUAUUAUAUUGUCAUGUUAACACAGAAUAUUUACUGUAUUUUGUCGUUAGCAGUGACUGCGCGCCCCCCGCUGACCAGAAUGUGAACUGACAAAAGUCUCUUGUGGCGCAAAGUCUGCUUGUGUUGAAGCCUGCAUGCGUUUAAAGCACAUCAACAGUAGAGGGCGCUGUGCAGGGAAGUGUACUAAUUGUGUGUGUGUGUGUGUGUGUGUGUGUUGCUAGCGAUUGUUGGUACUGUACAGAAAAGUCAUCUUUGUUUUCUUUUAAGUGUGUGUCUUGUCUCACCUCCGCGCUCAUGGUGGGUCAGAACCUGACCCUUUGUCUUGGUUGUGU